This is a messenger RNA of Paraglomus brasilianum, 3600 nucleotides long. NCBI's taxonomy places the organism in Eukaryota, Fungi, Glomeromycota, Glomeromycetes, Paraglomerales, Paraglomeraceae. The record is from the annotation of a GenBank genome assembly.
AUGUAUAAACACAUAUCGAAACCAGUAUCUCAUUUGCAAGAGCAUUAUGAUGUAGUAGUAAUAGGCUCUGGAUACGGUGGCGCCAUCGCCGCUUCACGCAUGUCCCGUGCCAAUAAACGAGUUGCUUUGUUGGAAAAAGGGAAGGAAAGAUGGCCAGGAGAAUAUCCAGAGACGCUUUCAGAAUGUCUAAAAGACAUACAAAUACAUUCAAAAGCAGGCCAUCAAGGUAAAAAGACUGGCAUGUAUCAAUUCUAUCAUGGGAACGAUCAAGAAGCAUAUGUCGCUUGCGGUCUUGGAGGCACAUCGCUCGUAAAUGCAAAUGUUGCACUAGAGGCAGACGAGCUAACAUGGCGACGGGAAAAAGCUUGGCCAGCCGAAAUUUAUGCAGACCACAAUAACGGAAAGAUAACACAAGCUUACAAGCGAGUCGAGCAGAUGCUCGAACCAAAUGUUUAUCCAUCUCACUGGCCUGAACUUCCCAAACUCAAAGUCUUUGAAGAGCAAGCGCGUCUGAUGGGCUCGGAAUUCAACGAAAACUUCCGCCGAGUGCCAAUCACCGUUCAUUUUGAGAAUCGCGUAAAUAAUGCUGGUGUGCGACAACAUAAGUCUACACUUACUGGAAAUGACGCUACGGGAAUUAACGAUGGAAGUAAGAAUAGUACAUUGAUGAACUAUAUACCUGAUGCAUGGAAUCAUGGCGCAGAGAUUUUCUGCGAAAUUGAAGUGAAGAAGAUUAAGAAGAACGAGAAAACUGGGUUGUGGGUCGUGUACUAUGAAUGGCUAGGGGAUGGAAGACCACACUUUGGGGAGAAAAAUUCCCAAUCACUUAUGUUUGUGACUGCCGAAGUUGUAUUCGUUGCUGCUGGUACCUUUGGUACUAACGAGAUAAUGAUGAGAUCAAAAGCACACGGAUUACCCAUAAGCAAGGAAUUAGGAAAAGGCUUUUCUGGUAAUGGUGACAUUUUGGGAUUCGCCUAUAACUGCGAUCGCUUUGUAAACGGUGUCGGCGCGAGUAGUCGCGGUAAAAACACUGAUCCUGUCGGACCAUGUAUUACCGGCAUCAUUGAUAUGCGCAAGAAAGACAAUGCCUUUGAUGGCUAUGUAAUCGAAGAAGGCGUCUGCCCGCUAGCCGCCGCGCGUUUCUUCUCGCUCCAUUUGAAAUUAGCUUAUAAAACCACCGGAGAUUCAGCGAAUCUGUCGAUUUCACAAAAAUUUCGUGGCACAUGGAGGGACUUUGUCCCUGGGAGCGCGUUGGGUCGUACCCAAGUAUUCUUAGUAAUGUCACAUGACGACCAGCAAGGCAAAUUAGAACUCGAAGAUGAUCGUCUCAAGAUUGAAUUUCCGGAUGUUGGCAAGACCGAUCAGGUAAAACAUAUCAACAAAGUACUUUCAGAUGCGUCUCAUGCUGUCGGUGGCACAUAUGUACACUCGCCUGUAUGGUCCAGCCUAUUCAAGAAAUCGCUCGUCACUGUUCAUCCAAUUGGGGGCUGUGUAAUGGGCGAUGAUUCAACUGAAGGAGUUGUCAACUAUAAAGGACAAGUGUUCAAAGGAGACGCUGAAUUCAGCACUGAAGUGCACGAUGGUCUCUAUGUUUGUGAUGCGGCCGUCAUUCCUACUUCUCUUGGGGUGAAUCCGUUUUACACCAUUUCAGCUCUUUGCGAGCUUAUCUGCGAACGCGCUGCUGAAGAUAGGGGUUGGCAUAUUAACUACGAUUUGCCUAAGCAACCGAUCGAUUUUGAUAAUCCGUUAGUGGUGUAUCCAAAUAAUAAGACACGACAUAAAUCAAUUGUCAAUGCAGACGGAGGACUGAGUUUUACAGAAGUUAUGCAAGGCUAUUUCUCUACUGAGAUUGUUGAUCCUGAAGCAUUUAUUACUGCCGAGGACCAAGCCCAAUCAUCCGAAUCUAGAAUGCAAUUCCUUCUGACUAUUAUAGCAUACGAUUACGACACUUUAACCAGCAUUGAUAACCAAACGGCUGAUAUUGUAGGAACUGUUUCAUGUCGCGCGUUAUCUCCAGAUCCUCUAAUGGUUACUAGUGGCAAAUUCCGUAUUUAUGUCGAGGAUAACAGCCACGUUGACAGCGCUCGAAUGAUGUACAACAUGAAUCUGGUAGAUACAGGCGGGAAGCAAUACACAUUUGAAGGGUUUAAAUUUGUAAAGAAUUCCAAUAUAUUUAAUGCUUGGAAACAGACAUCAACUUUGUAUGUCACCGUAAAGACAUUCAAUGAACCGAGAAAGAUUAUUGGGUUGGGAAUUUUGAGAAUCGGAGUUUGCAAUUUCCUCGAUCAAUUGACUACGCUAGAGGCUACCGGCCAGACAGAAUGGUCAAAAUUGAGGACGUAUUUUACAUUUUUGAAGUACUUCUUCACGCGCUUCUUGGAUCACUAUAUCCCAGCAUUUCUUCCACUCGAAUAUCCUGAAGAUAGUAUUCCGGUAUACAACAACCAGAAAUCAUAUUCGUUGCAGGACAGAAUCGAGGAAUCUUAUACAUUCACGGCAAAGGAUGGAGUAAUUGGUAAAUUACGUAGAUAUAGACUACGUGGCCGUAACUUGAAAGCACCUGUUCUUCUGGUUCAUGGCGCAGCAAUGACACACGAGAUGUGGACAACUGAUCUCCAGAAAAAUAAUUUGUGCGAUUACUUGCUUGAGCAAGACUACGAUGUGUGGUUAAUAGACUAUAGAUUGUCACCAACUGUUAGGGCUUCUCAGGAGCAACAUACGUUGGAUGAUUUGGCUUCAGACAUUGCUGCUGGUGUGAACAAAGUUCGAGAGGUGUGCAGAGUGGAGAAGAUUGCAGUUAUUAGUCAUUGUUUAGGAUCAAUGGCUACGUUUAUCGGAUUGCUGACUGGCGAAAUCGUGGGUGUUGGAUCAUUUAUUGCAUCACAAGUGGGAAUGCAUCCAAUUCCUAGCCUUUUCAAUAAGGUUAAAAAUGCUACCGGUUUACUCCAUGUCUUCCGGGGUUUAUUGGGACAAAAAUUCUUCGACGUACGAACGUCGCGUGAUACCAACGUAUUGAACAAAUUCUUGGAUUUCAUUUUCCGUUUUCUUCCAUUUGGGAGAGGACAAUUUUGUCGUAACGCUUUGUGUCACAGAGCAACUUUCUGCUAUGGCCCGUUGUAUAGGCAUGAAAAUAUCAAUGAACAUCUUCAUAAUGAUCAACAUCUAUUCUUCGGAACUGUUAAUAUCACAACCAUGGCACACGCGUCAUUGGUACUCAAGAAAGAGAAACUUGUGAAAGCAAGCGGGGAAGACAUUUACGUUAACGAGAAGAAUAUUAGAGAUAAACUCAAUUUUCCCAUUGCAUUUGUCUGUGGAGAGAAGAAUGCAGUAUUUGACCCCGAAUCAACCAAACGAUCGUAUGAUCUCUUGAUGCAUGUCAAUGGAGAAGAUUUGUACGAUAGACAUGUUGUAAAUGAUCAUGGCCAUCUUGACGUUUGGUGGUCUAACAAAUCAAAGGACGUUACAUUCGGAUGGGUGAAGAGCAGGCUUGAAGCUACGGCCGCACACUUUUACUAUCCAUCGCAAAAAGUACCAACAGUACCCAAUGGUAAUGGCAAGACGUACGCGAACGGAUCUUUAAGAUCGCGAAGAACAAAUUAG